Molecule: messenger RNA, 1500 nt
Organism: Clonostachys solani
Lineage: Eukaryota; Fungi; Ascomycota; Sordariomycetes; Hypocreales; Bionectriaceae
Source: the annotation of a GenBank genome assembly
AUGGUUACAAGUUCACUAUCUCACGAGAGUCCCAUCAUCAUCGUUGGUGCAGGCGUAUUCGGUCUUUCAAGUGCUCUAUACCUAGCACAAGCAGGAUACACCAACAUCACAGUCUUUGACAAGCAGCCGUACGACAAGAAUGCCUACUCCACAGCUGAUGGGGCGGACGCAGCUAGUGCCGACUUCAACAAAGUCAUGCGCAUGAGUUACGGAGAAGAGCUGGACUACCAACGCCUUGCAUGGGAUGCUAUCCAAGUCUGGCGGGUGUGGAAUAAACAGAUUUCGUCGUCCUCGUCGCAUGACUUGCCCAAGGGCCUCACCUCGUCAGACAAAGUGUGGAACAACUGCGGUUUCCUCCGCAUGAGCACAGACGAUGAGUUGACCCAAUUCGAGAAAUCCACUCUGGAGAAUAUCACUCGGGAAGGGUUACGAUCCACCCAGUUUGUUAUUGGCGACCCAGAUGAUGAGAAGCGAGCGCCUCACUAUUUUAGGGAGGGAGAAUGGCACAAGAAGUCAGAUCCCUUUCACCGCAGGAGGCAGGGCAAAAGUCUUGCGGGCGUCUUUGACACAACGGCUGGCUUUGUCGAAGCCAGCAAAGCCUGCACCUGGACGAUGCAUCUCUGUCGAAAGAGUGGCGUUCGCUUUGUGCUUGGUGAGAAAGCGGGGCAAGUGUCUUUCUUCGUAAAGUCUCCUGAUGGUAACAAGACCAUCGGGAUCCGAACCGCGGAUGGAAAGGAGCAUCGCUCAGAAUUCUUGAUUUUAGCCGCUGGAGCCUGGACGCCUUACCUCUUCCCCACCAUCUCCCCAAUGUUAGAAACAACAGCGGGUAGCGUUGUGUACUUUCAGCUACCACCGCAAAAGGAUGCACCUCAUCUGUGGGAGCGAUUUUCCCCAGACAAUUUCCCCGUAUUUGCAUACGGGGGCUGGUCCAAAGGAGCCGGAAUCGGUGGAUUCCCCCGUACUUCUGAUGGAAUCGUCAAGAUCGGAUAUCGAGGAACCAAGCACACGAACUAUGAGGAAGUCCAAGACCAGAAUACCGGAACCAAACACCGCAUAAGUGUUCCCAAAACAAGAUACUGGCCACAUCCUUCCGAACCAACCAUCACGAAGCAGGCAGUAGAGGCAAUCAAGGCUGUUGUAGUAGAGGCGCUUCCCGAGUUGGCAGAGCUAGGCAUUGCGGGUUGCAGAAAUUGCUGGUACAUUGACAGCCUGGAUAACGGUUUCAUCAUUGAUCGCGUACCCGGCGAUGGGGGGAUGAUGGUGUGCUCUGGAGGGUCCGGUCACGGCUUCAAGUUUCUUCCCAUCCUUGGCAGAGAAGUAGUUAACAUUAUCGAGAAGCCGAACGAGAAGAGCCCUAUUGCCAAGUUAUGGCAAUGGAGGACCAAGUCAACUGGUCCUAAGAACGGACUUGAACAAGGAGAAUCGGGACCAAGGAACUGGACGAGACAAGAGAUGGCGACGAGAAGAGACUUUAAUUUUGGGGAGACUGCCAAAUUGUAG